UUGGACACAACAUGGCUGCUGCUGCUGCUUCCCUGUGUUUUCUCCGUGUGUACUGAGCAGGGAGACUUUAAAUGAGCUGUGCAGUAUAUAUACUUUGACUGUCCGGUGAAUGAGGGACCGUGGACCGUGCUUCGUAUAAUCUGACUGCUCCUGACUCGUUGUUUGUAGCAUGUCCAGUAUUUCUGCUCGUGUUCUGAAGAAAAACAGAAACGGUGUGCUGAACCAAAAUGUACAUUUUAAUAUGACUGAAAAACCAUCACACUGUAAUCUACUGUUUUAUGUCAGCUGAUUUUGGAGACACGUUUUUCACACAGUACCUUUAAAGGCGACCUCCAUUUAACCAAACGAGAAAAGGAAAUAAUCCAAGAAGACGACUCACUCACAUAAUUGUUGGCGCCAUCUAGAGAAAAACAGCUUUAUUCUACAAGAUCCAAGUUGCUGACUUCUACACUGGAAUGUCUCAUAUUUCUUCAUCCAUGACAUAAUGCUGUUGAUUCUGAAGCGCUUGCCUGGAGGACAGCUGUUCGCCUUGGGAAGUUUAUGAGGCAGGGAGAAGGGAGUGGAUAAGAGGUGAGGGGAAGGAAGGAGGGUUGGAUGGAGGGAAUCCAGUCUGCUCCUGCUGCUGCUGCUGCCGCACUACAACACGCCGUCAGCAGCAAAGCAGUUGAGCUCUGCUUGUCUGGGAGCGCAGCAGGAAAAGGCAAGUAACAUGUUCAUCAAGGACUCAAAUCAUCAAAAAGACCGGAAUCUGAGCAGAUAGGACGAAGACACUGAGAACUCUGAUCAGCUUUGGAGAUGAACAGCUGCCGGCUCUGGGACACAAUUACUAAUAUAUGAAUGAGGCUACAAAUUUUCAGAUUUGAAGAUGUGGACGUUGAUGGGGGUAGUCUGUCUGUGCCACUGUGUCUUUGGACAGCUGUUUGAACCCAAGCUGAAAGGAGCGUCACGUCUGAUCUGCAGCGUCCCCGGGUCACCGGGCCUGCCCGGCAAACCCGGUCCCAGCGGGCCCCCAGGAGCAGAUGGGAAUGUGGGUAUCCCAGGAAGAGAUGGCAGAGAUGGCAGGAAGGGUGAAAAGGGAGAAAAGGGAGACCCAGGGUUGAAGGGCAGGGUUGGUCCAACAGGUAAGAUCGGAGGCCGAGGUGACCGUGGCCCUGCAGGGAAGCGAGGCCCUGCAGGAGAGAACGGAGACGUGGGCCAGCCUGGUCCUCCAGGCCGUGAAGGAGAGAAAGGGGAUAAGGGCGAACGGGGGCUACGUGGCACUGCAGGAAUCUGUAAAUGUGGCAGCCUGCUGCCUAAAUCUGCCUUCUCUGUGGGAAUCACCAGCAGCUACCCUGCAGAGAACAUCCCCAUCAAGUUCAACAAGGUCCUCUUUAAUGAGGGCGGACACUACAGCCCACAGACGGGCAAGUUUAUCUGUGCAUACCCUGGCAUUUAUUAUUUCUCGUAUGACAUUACACUGGCCAACAAACACCUGGCUAUUGGUCUGGUGCAGAAUGGACAGUAUCGCAUCAAAACCUUUGACGCCAACACAGGAAACCAUGACGUGGCGUCUGGGUCCACUGUGAUGUACCUGAACCCAGAAGAUGAGGUGUGGCUGGAAAUCUUCUACCAUGACCAGAAUGGUUUAUUUGCAGACCCUGGCUGGGCUGACAGCUUGUUCUCUGGCUUCCUGCUCUAUGCUGACACAAACUACUUUGACACACUGGCAGAGGACUAUGCAUAGAAGCCGGAAAACACAAAAUCAAACCAAAAACUGCUAGUCACUGUUGUUUUGAAAUGAUUUGAGUUUUAUUACACACAUGGUAUUGUCAAACUAUAUUUUUAUACAAAUGUUUGUACUGCUAGUUAUAUUAUGACUGUAGAGACGUAUCUACUGAUUAUAUCAUUUGAUAAAAAAGCUUGAACGAGUUUCUGGUUUAUUGUUUUGGGUGGGACUUAAUAAUAACUUGAAUAAACAUUGUUGAGAGGUAGAA
Molecule: messenger RNA, 1973 nt
Organism: Toxotes jaculatrix (banded archerfish)
Lineage: Eukaryota; Metazoa; Chordata; Actinopteri; Toxotidae
Product: complement C1q tumor necrosis factor-related protein 7
Exons: 5
Coding region: 866-1723 (285 amino acids)
Molecular function (GO): protein binding
Source: RefSeq, a predicted model, not a curated record